Haliotis rufescens (red abalone) is the source of this 2852-nucleotide messenger RNA. Its product is annotated as transmembrane protein 26-like. NCBI's taxonomy places the organism in Eukaryota, Metazoa, Mollusca, Gastropoda, Lepetellida, Haliotidae. Bases 1408 to 2478 code for a protein of 356 amino acids. The transcript has 5 exons. The record is from RefSeq and is a predicted model, not a curated record.
AUGGUCAUUUCUCGUUACCUACUAACAUCCAACUACCCCCUGUCAGAAAGUCGACUAAUUAGUUCAUCAUUUCACCACCGAACCAAAACAUAACAAAGUUCACCCAAGGAAUCGUCUCGCGCCUCCCCGCUAUAACAGGAACCCGGGAACAAUGCCUCAACAUAACAGCAACCCCAGGAACCAUGCACAGAUUGGAUGGCUCUGUUUCAACGAACGCUGGCUUGAGUUAGCAGCGAGUUUAAGACAAGCCGGGCGAGAGGAUUGCUACAUUACUGUCAAAUAGCCCGUACUGCCUGAUUGAUUUUAGAGUUGUCUGUUUCACCGAAUUCCCACCUUAGUGUUGAGGAUUUAAAGUUUUGUUCAUUACGACAGUCGCGGAUAAGGAUUAACGCGCAUUUAGGAAAUGGUAGGCCCGGCAGUCUGGACGCUGGACGCUAGACGCUAGACUCUGAUGAAGGAACGUGCCACUUUGUGACGGAACACAACGGUGGCGACACGUGCACGGGACAUCGACAACAUGGCGCAACACAACGUGAUGAAAUCGUGAGAAGCAAUAUGUCAUAGAUAAUAUCUACACGAACGUGUAUUUGUAAACUGUUAUUGGAGGUUCUGCAGAUCCAUAAGGCCAAGUUCAAGGUGUGGUCUACGGAUGAGACCAGUUGACGUCUUUCACGCGACACACGUGUGUUUGUGACAUCAUAAUAAACGCCCAUUUGAGCCUUUAGGGUGUACCUGUAUAUAAAAAAAGCCAUUUCAUUGUUUAUCAAACACCGCGACUUUAAAGACUUUGGAUGUAGGGGAUCUUACUGCGAAGAGGUGAACGUCAUUUCACGUAAUUGGCCUUCGAUGACAAGGAUCUCUAAGUUAGGAUGCAGGCUUGAUCCUGGACUGUGACCUAUUGGUAUUGAAUACAGCCAUCGUUGAGAUGCAGCAGUUGAUGUGUUAGGCUGUACAACUCAACGAUCUUGAGGCACACUCGCAUUUUACAAGCAGUGUUUAUGCAAUAGUAGGAAAGAUGAGCUCAACAGGUAAUACUGCUGAAGAAAGGGUCAUCGUGGUCCAUUACUGACCAACCGUGGACGUAGAGACAUCACGUGCGUGUAACUAUUCUGUCCAACUAUUCGAUUUCAUAGGACCAAUUUCAUCUGGAUCAUAGUGUCAACUCCUUAAAACACGCCACCGUAUUUAAACAACUGGAAGGGUAUGUCAUAAACCGUAAUUGGAGAGGGAGUUCAGCAAUUGUUGGAAGAAAGUUACCAGGUCAUCAUUUUACCCAGGACGGAAAUUAGAGUUCAUUCCAGUAAAUCAUUAUUUUGGAAAACGUCACGGGAUUGAAGCUGAAGAGGAUUAAGGACCGGAUUUCAAUCAAUCAUUGUUUAGGACAAGGAUACCAUCAUCUGACCAGCGAUGCGUCUCUUGACCAUUGUCCGCGCCCUGCUGGUACGGCUGCUGUUCGCCACCCAUGGUUUCAUCGCCAUCUGGAGACUGUACAUGGUGAAGGGGCAGAUAUGGUGCUGGUACCUGUCUGGGGCUCUGGCUGGUCUGCUGAUUGAGACCAUCGUCACCCUCUGUAAGAAGAAGGGCAAGGAAUGGAAAUGGUUCUGUCCGAGCGUGUUCUUCUAUCUGGGCAGCGUUGUGCCCGCUAUCUGGUUCCUGGAACUUCACGCCAUGGAAGAGCGGAUUGCCGAGAAGGAAAAUUUCAACACCACCAUCAUCGGUCGCAACAACACCGCCGAGGACCUCACCAUGACCAUAGCGGAGUUGGGGCUGGAGAUCAACAUCCCCCUGUCUCUGGACGCGGACCUCUGGCUCCGGACAAUAGAACAGUUCCUCCUCCUCAUGCUCAUCGUUGGGCGAUGGAUGUUGCCCAAGGGCGCCCUGUCACAUGACCAGCUGUCUCAACUCUUAUUGGUCUACGUGGGUACGGCAGCUGAUAUAGUCGAGUUUUACGAGGCCUUCAACGAGGAGGAGGUAAAACACAACCGACUGCUAUGCUACAUAAUUCUGGGAAUAUGGUCCGCAAGUCUCAUCCAAUUCACGUUAGUUCUCACAGCCACGAGAGCUCGGCGAGACCAGUCCGGGGUUCCCACCCAGUACAACAAGGAGGAAGAAGGUGGAUGCUGCAAUCCGGAGAUCUACGGAAUCAUGAUUUCCAUUGCCUUACAGGAUCUUCCCUUCCUCGUUGUGCGCAUGCUCCUCAUCUUCAGAUACGGUGUCGUGAGCUACACUAAUAUGUUUUUCACCUCCAAGAACUCCUUGGUCAUCGUGUUGUUGAUUUAUCGCCUGGUGGUGGUCCAGAUGGAGGCGGUCAAGUCGGACAAGACCACCUCUCCCGCCACGCGGCAGUCACGUGUUCAUGACAUGCCAAUCUACGAUGGUAAGGCCAGCCUUAUCUCCCCUGAUCGAGCCCCGAACGUGUAUGCCUCAAAUCCGAGAAGACCGCCUCAGUUUCGACAACAGGAAAAUUCCAAAGUUUGACGUGUUUAUGUGUCUUCUGAAACUUUAAACACUCGGUGGAUAUCAUAUUAUUGUUCUUAUUCAAACUGAUGACAAUAUCCAUGCCUGAUUAUGCGACUACAUGUGAUAGAAGCCCUGAACAUAUAAUUUCAUAAUCUGAGACUCGUAUUGAACAGAUCGUACCAGUUGUAUCCGGUCUCAUCGGUAUUGAUUGGAAAAUGUGUGUUCUAUAUUUUUCAUGGAGUAUUUAAAUCAAUAGGUUUACCUAUGACAUACUUUGUUACCCAUUUGGUAAAAUACUAAGAACUGGUGUUUAGAAAUACGAUUUUAGAUGCAGUGUUGAGUUCUUGUCAACGGCCAUGUGUACCCAGCUUACAGACCUAUCAUUUUCUGGU